Messenger RNA from Rhipicephalus microplus (southern cattle tick), 6701 nucleotides. It is a transcript of the gene Rab39, whose product is annotated as RAS oncogene family member Rab39. The record is from RefSeq and is a predicted model, not a curated record. Gene Ontology annotation, molecular function: GTPase activity; GTP binding. Lineage: Eukaryota; Metazoa; Arthropoda; Arachnida; Ixodida; Ixodidae.
GUCGUAGUCACGCUCUUUUGUCCCUUUCGUUGGAAAACGGCUCGACAGCAUCCGAAUGGGACAAGAAUAUCGACUAACGGACGCUUUAAAGGUUCAACGGAGACGUACAGUGCGUGCUUAGAGAGUGGCCUGCUGCCAACACGAUGAACCCUGGCCAACAGUUGCCAAGCAUACCGCACUGUUGCUGCCUUCAUGGACGUGCUGGUGGCAUUGUUCCUCCUGUCCAGCCCAUGCACUGCUGUGCCGCUGAGGGCCACCACUUCCGCAAAUGCGAUCAACCUUCAGGGGUCGAGCUCGUCAGGGGCAGGACUCCACAGCAGUACAGAUGGCCGCCUGUCAACAUUCGCUCCACCGACAAAAAUGACAAAGUCAGCUAAUGAUGCUUCCCUGCUCGCAGCCGACAGCACAACUGCCUAUCCUCGCCAAACUUCAAUAUUGCCUGCAUUUGUUCACAACACCCCUGAAGAGAGUUUUACAGUGCAUGAAGAUUUCUCAUUAAAUAAGACAGUAGGCAGUAGAGAUGCUCAAAGCUCAUCAAAUGACAAUAACUCCACCAUAGCCAGUCUGGUAACACAAACUUCUGAUGACCUCCUUAGUUAUGAACUGAGCUCGCUCAAGAACAAGUCAGGCGACAGAUGGGUAGGCACAUUCCCUGGAGGCAUGCCGUCAGUUGAAGUGACAACUGUACUUCCUUCUCAAAAAGAGCCGAGGCUGGCUGGUAAAUCAUCAGUUGUCAAAGUGCACGAGGCGCCCUCACAAAGUGUUGUUAAACAAGACCUGACGACAUCAUUGCCAAUUACAGUUCCUAGUGUUACCACUCACAGCCAGUUUGAUAAUGAAGAUCUGCAAGUUUCAGCUGAAAGCCUGAAUACUUUAGAAAGUACAAGUCAUUUUCUACCAAGUGCAAGUUCUAAUGUAACAACUCACAACUACUCUACAGUACAAAGCCUGUUCACUACAGCUGGUUAUGCAGUUUCUGCCAAUUCUGACGUGCUAGACAUUACAGCCACACCAGAGACUAGCACACCUUUGUCUCAAAACGUCAACGUCCAAGCUCCAGUACCCACACAAACAAAAAUUAGUGAAAGCAGCAAGAUAGUGGACAUUGAAAUUCAGUUAAAGAGUCUUGUGUCAACACAAGGUGAGACCAUCCAGCCUUCAACCCCAAGUUUUACACCUCCUUCCUUUUUUUCAAGUCAUGAAUUGCAGAGUGUAACAUUAAAUAAGAGUUCUUUAUCCGAAACGCCACUGCCAGUGGACUGCACAUCAGUGAAUUGCACAGAGCAAUCAUUUCAAUUAACUCCAUGGCUGCCUUCAGUAAGAGGUUCAUCUGAUAUGACCCCAGCCUCUUCAGUUGAACAUAGCGCUGCACUGGAGCAAAGUAUAAGCUACGAACCAGAUGAUAGGGCCACACUGCCUCUUGAGAAUACUAAAACAAGCACCCUCACUGAACUGCCUAUUCCUGAAUACAGGACAGUUGAGCGUGGCACUUAUUCAGAGCAAAAUAGAAGAUUGAAACCAGAUGAUAGUGCCACAAUGUUUCUUGUGAAUAUUGAAACAAGUACUCCAACAAUGCCUAUUCAAAACAGUGCACUUGAGCACAGCACUACAGUGGAGAAAAUAACAAGCCAGAAAUGGAAUGAAAGUACCACACUGCCUCUUGAGAAUACUGAAACAAGUGCUGUCACAGCACUCCCUAUUCUUGAAUACAGUGAGUACAGCACGGUUGAGCACAGUACUGAAUCGGAGCAAUAUACAAGCCAAAAGCCAGAUAGUGCCGCUCUGCCUCUUGGAAACAAUGAACCAAGUACUGUCACAGUACUGCCUAUUCUUGAUUACAGCACAAUUGAGCAGAGUACUAAAUUUGAGCUAAAUACUAGCCCAAAGCCCGAUAGUGCCACACUGCUUCUUGAGAGUAAUGAACCAAGUACUGUCACAUUGCUGCCUAUUCUUGAAUACAGUACAAUCAAGCACAUCACUGAAUUGGAGCAAAAUACAAGCCAGAAACCAGAUGACAGUGCCACACUGCCUCUUGGGAAUGAGGAAACAAGUACAUUUACGGAACUGCCCAUUCCUCAACACAUGACACCUGAGCGCAGUACUAAACUGGUGCAAAAUGCAACCCUGGAGCCAGAUAGUGCCACACUACCUCUCGAGAAUAAUGAAUUAAGUGCUGUCACAGUACCACCUAUUCUUGAAUUCAGCGCAGUUGAACAGAGUACUAAAUUGGAGCAAAAUGCAAGCCAAAAGCCAUAUAGCACCACACUGCCUUUUGAGAAUAAUGAACCAAGUACUGUCACAAUACUGCCUAUUAUUCAACAUAGCAUGAUUGAGCACAGUACUGCAUGGCAGAAAAACACGAGCCAAAAGCUGGAUAACGAUGCCAUAAUGCCGCCUGAGAAUACCGAGGCGAGCACUGUCACUGUACUGCCUAUUCUUGAAUACACUACAGUUGAGCACAGUACUACGUCUGGGAAAGAUACAAGGCAAGAAUCAGAUAGUGCCACAGUACCUCUCGGGAAUAAUGAAACAACCACUGUCACACCGCUUAUUUCCCUAGAUUACCCAGAGAUCGACAACACAUCAGUGGCAACUUUUUCUCUGCAAAUUAUUGAAACACCAGCCAAGGUGACAAAGAUUCCACCCACUUCCAUAUCUGUUGCCACCUCAACAAGGGCUCAUUCUAGUGAACCAUUGGUCAAUGUAGCAACACAAAUUGUCAACAUGCCCACAGAGGAAACAACAGUGACGAAAGAAGCCAACGCAUCAGAGAGUUACUUUGACACAUUUUCUUUGGCACCAACAUAUGAUAAAGCCACAGUGGUGAUGCCAUCUCAAGGUAGACCACUUCCUGCUACAUCACGUACUUCAGUAGCUGUGGUAUUAAGUACAUCAGAUUUGGGAGAUACUGCCACUCGUUCCGAAAUGCCAGAUCAAGAUAACGCAACAGAAUAUGGUGAGGCAAGUUCAACAGGCACAGGCAAAACUGCAGGGGUGACUGCUGACACUGCUACUACACAUUUGGUAGGAGAGCAAGUACAUCCAGAGUCAAUGGAUGUUCUUGACUUGAGUGAGUCAACAUCAGCUGAACAUUUAACACCCUGGGAGGAAACUGAUGCUAUUCGUCAGCAGCUUGAAACAUUGCUGGCUAUUGGUGCCAUCACUGAAAGCAGCGUGUUAGCGAGCUUCCCAUAUUCAUCAAGUGAGGAACUUGCUAACACCACUUUAGAGGUCACAACUACACUGCCUGCGAAUUCUUCUAGUCCAGCAGGAAGCGAACCAGUUUCACCUCGUACUCCAGCUAUUGCACCAGAGGGAAAGCUGACAUCACCAUAUGUGGAACAGAGUACCACAGAGAAAGGCAGUGUUUUUACAGCUUUGCCUUCUGAAAUGCCAAGGCAUGGAAGCACAGAAAACAGCACUUUGUCAGUCUGCGUGCCCUUGGAGCCGCCGCGGAGACCGUCGCAUGAGUUUCGGCUGGUAUUCAACACCUCGGCCGAGUUCUCCUGGGAGCAGGUCGAGGCCCUCGAAAAACGCAUCCAACACUUUUCCAAUGACAGUGCUUGCCCACGCCACUUCGCACGCACUGCUUUUACCCUUGGGCCCCCACACGAGCUCAGCUGGACCGACCCUUCAGCCAAUGCAAGCUGGUGUGACAAUGGAGCCGUAGACACAUUGUUGCAGGCCAUGCGCACGCACUCAGGUCACCCAACGCCCGAGGUGACGCGAGCUUUCUACCCUGAGUUCAAAGUCGUCGCUGUUGAACUCCAUUACCGUGGCGCUUGCACGGACCGCCGAGGUAUUGCAUCAUUCCCUGUUGUAGCCACGGCUAUCGGUGCUGUCCUCGCUGCAGCGCUCAUUGCGGGCUUGGUCCUCUGGAGGGCACUGCGGCUGGUGCCCUCACGGUCACGCAAGCUCAACGUCACCAGCCAAUCCUCUGCUGUGCCUCGUGAGUCGUUCUACCUGAAGCAGCGUCGGCCCGUACUCUUGACGGGGGAGAACAGGGCUGGCAGCACCAAUGGCACUCCUAGCAAGAGCCCACACACCAAGCCCAACCCACCAUUUGUGGUAGACACGGAUUUCUGCUACAUCAAUCCCAACUUCCUGGAGGUUGUCAAACAAUCGCCACCACCUCCACCGCCAUACCGAAAGUCGCUCGACAGACGCAGCCUGGACGCCAUGCUCCCUGCUCCACCUCCGAGACCACUGCACGGUCCUCACUCAACUCUCGGGAGUCGACGACGAGCCGAGCAGGACGAAGGAUCAUCGAGUUCGGGUGUUGAGUCAGAUGCGCAACCGUCGGGGGAGGCCAAAUCCAACGAGAGCAGUUGAAAGUGAUGAACGAUGGCUUAGUAGCAUUCCAGUUUUCUUGUGAAUAGUAAUUCCAUUAUUUAAGCCCGUCCUCAGUCAACAUAUACCCAAGCUUUCUCUUGGCACCAGUUUCAUGUGGCUGUCAUAAAACAGCAGUGGGAAGUUGGGCAAGUUGUUUCAAUAUUGUCAUCAGAAAAACAGUAGAAAACUUGCAAACAUUCCCAUAAUUGCCUGCUAUGCACGUGUGAAUGAUAUCAUGAAACAAACUUCAUAGCUACCCUCACAUAACAAUGCAGGUCCACACCCAUAGGCACCGGAAAAAGUAAGGACACGAGCAGCUACAUUCAAUUCACCAGAAAUUGUGUAACCACGUAUACAGCAUAAAAACAAAUAGUUCACACAUUUUCCACUAGCUUAUCGAUCCAAUGUACAGACAAUGUGAUUGAAUUCGUGGUUUCAUAGUUGCUUAUACCAGAACACAUCCAAUCAAGUGUUCACAUAUUGGGUCUGUGCAUGAAAUCUCUAAAACAGCACAAGUAAUUAUUGCUUUCCAAUUUUUUUUAUUCUGCACAGCCCCUAUGUUCUGUGUGAAACUUGCAUUUGUGACAAAAGAUUAAGCAUACUUUAAAUAAAAAUAAAGAACACCGGUGAGAUGUUGCAGAAGACGAAUGGCAGUCCUUGUGAUAUGCUAUAGCGGGCAUUGUGCGUUGUACCCAAACAGCAUCUCAGUCGUUUUGCUGUGAAAUUAGAGAGACACACAAUGGUUUGCUAACUGCUUUUAGUCUGCUGAUAUACAUGAAAACAACUGUGCUUAGCAGAUGUCCAAGCAACUAGACAAACAUUCAUUCAUAGCUAGUUGUAACCUGCUCUGCACUCCAUACUAAGAAAGUCGGCUUUAUUGAAGGAAAACAUCACCUCAUAUACUGUCUGUUCUGUUUAGUGUCUUAAGUUAAUCUAAAUGAAACAUCUGAUUUUGCGUGCUUUUGUUAUGUAACUUCAUUUGUGCUAUGAGCUCUGUACUGCUGCGGGGAAAUUUUGUACAACUUUCACUGCCAUUAUAAGUCUGUGAUUGGGUUGUCAACUUUUGUACUGACUGUUGCAUGUGCCAGGCAUACUCAAAGCAAUAACUUGUAGCAGCAAUUCAGUUGAUGCAAGAAAUUAUUAGUGCUCCUGUUGUCCGUUAUCCUGUGUCCAUUGUGUUAAGGAUAUGGUUAUUAGCAUAGCCCACACAAAUACCCACAAUGUGAAAUGUUUCUUGACACAAUGUAAAGGAAAAAAUGCUCGAACAACACAGCGAUUGCAUUACACGGGGCAUGCAAGAAGUUAAUUAAAACAGCAAACUUGGGGUGAAAUACAGAAUGGCAUAUUGCUGUUGCAUUGAAUGAUUGCUCUGCUGCUGUAAAAUACCUGUUUUACAUGCCACUACCACACAGAAUGUGCUCUUGUGAUGGAUGAAACAGUCAAGUAAUUCACAGACACCUAAUGUAAAAUUCAGAAUAAUUAAUACAAAAUGUUACUUCCAGCAUGCGGCACCUGUUCAGGUUAUAUGGCAUGCAAGCUGUGUGACAUGACCUAUCUACCAGUCCAUUGUACAUGUGCUUUUGGUAUCGUGUGGCCUUGCCAUGUGCUUUGCCACAAAUGCUGAAACUGUAAUGUGUGCACACAACCUUGGUUGGGAGGGAGCACUUUUGAUUAUCUGUAGAAGACUUUAUGGCACGAAGAUGGUUUGUUUUCAUUCUUAUUUGGUUGUGUUUGUCCCAUGAAUUUAGAAAGCUGUGCAAUGUGCUCACUUUCAUAGAGCAUUCAACAAAGGCUUUGUGUAAAAUUGUGUUCAUCUCAUAACACUGUUCAAAUCACAGACGUGCUCAAGUGUGAUUUGGCAGUGAAGGUUCUGCAUCUGUUAGAUGACACAACUGCUCUGAUUUGCAAUCACUUUUUUGCUUUAUGUAGCAUACGUUGUAGACUUUCAUAGACUACCAUCUCCAGAGAUCACCAAAAGCUCUUUUCUUGUGUGUACAUAGAAAGUCAUCAUGAUGAUGACACACUAGACCAUGAAGCCAGUCUUCACGCAACUUUCCAGGCAAAUAACACAUUUGAGUCGCACGCCUGUGUAUCCUGCUUUCAGCAUGUGGCAACCCCCAAUAAGAAAUAUUUCCGUGAAAGUGAGAUGGCGAGUCAACACGGUUGUAAAUUCACUGGCUGGCAUAUACUAGGCGCUGCUGUAGAUGCUGUACUGACGACUAUGCAUUCCAGAGCUUCUUUAUUUCCAUUAACUAGUCCCUGUGCUUGUACUAGCAGAAGUAAUGUUAUUUAUUGAAAUGUCUCAGAAAAUAUGUGUUGUGUAAUUGUGGCCUGAAUGUAAUUGAAUAAAUAUUUGUAUAUGUAGAACA